Molecule: messenger RNA, 3483 nt
Organism: Peronospora matthiolae
Lineage: Eukaryota; Oomycota; Peronosporomycetes; Peronosporales; Peronosporaceae
Source: the annotation of a GenBank genome assembly
AUGCGUCCCGUCACGUGCGCCACCGGCUCAAGCACUGGCUCCAGCAGCGGCUGGACGAGCACGAGUACGAGCGCUACCGGCACGUCGCCGUCGCCUGUUGGUGGCUGGAACGUUGGCAUGCAGCGGCGAGACCGCAAGCUCUGGACGACGAUCGUCGAGCGCGUGGAAGCUGAUGUGGCAGUGCAGCAGCUGACGCUCGUGGAGCUGGAGGAGAUGCUGAAGCAGCUGCUGGGCGUGGCGCUGCCGAAUCCUCGUAUUCGAAGCGACGAGAUUGCAUUGCUGAUUACAGCCUUGGCGCAGCUGUUGCCCUUGAGUUCGGGGCUGCUGUGCUCGGAGUACACGCGGCUCGUGCAAAAGUGCUGUUGUAAGGAACGCGUGCUGUUCUCGAGCGCACAGCUGCGUGUGGUGAUGACGUUCUUUUUGACGUUCAUCAAGACGUGUCCGAGCUGGUAUACGGCCAAUUCGAUCCGCGCGCUGGGCCAAGUGCUGCAUGAGAAUGCUGAUCGAGCAAGCAAUGAGUUCGAGCUGUUGUUUGCUGUCUUGCUGAAGCACUUGGAUCCGUCGGGCGUGGACAUUGAAGCUCGGUAUGCCGCCACGAGUUGUGUGUCGAACAUUUGUACGCAGGCGGGUAAGACACCCGAGGUGUACCACUACUUUUCGUCGUUAUUGCGGGUGGUGGUGGAGAACUUUCGGCAACAGGCCCUUAGUCUCGCGAAGGGUCACAACGAUCGCAUUCUUGUGAAAGCAUGUACCUCUAGCAUGAAGUGUGUCUUCACGAUCAUUAACUCGAACUUCGACCGCCUGGGGGAUCGCAUUGCUGCGACACUGCCCAGUCUGCUUAACUCCAUGCGCCAAGUCGUGGGAUAUGGCCUUGUUCUCAAGUUUGAUGCCACCCAUGCGAUGUUCUCGUUUCAAGACGAUUUGCACCCUUCCGAUUCUGAUUCGUCUGUUUGUGGCUCUGAUGGUUGCAUCCGACCGCGUCAAAGUGGAGACGGUCUGCUGGCCCGUCUGCGUAUCAACGUGUUGUACACACUUGAAGCGAUCGCGCAGCAUUUUCCCAAAGCCAUCACGUCGUCGAUGGGCUUGUACUUGCCGGAACAGACAACACCUUAUAUGACGUUGUUCGACAAUACGCCGUCCGUUCUUACUCUACUUAUCGCUGACCCAAGCGAAAAGGCCCGCGUGACAGCUGCAAAGUUCUUGGACGCUUUCUGGGAGAAGCUACCUCUGAAAAUGUAUUUUCAACGUCCGCUUGGAGUGGGUGCGAUUACGUCAACCACGAUGCCGAUGUCGUUCGCGUCGUUGCCGAGGCGAGUUUCUUUGAUGCUGUAUCAGGUGCACGUCACUUUGGUGUAUUGCAUUCAGCACGAGAAAGAACCCGCGCCGUUGUUACAUAUACUCAAGAGCACAACGUCAGUGAUUCAGCACUUCCCGUAUCGAAACGUCGUCGCAGUUCUCGACCAGAUCGAGCUCACGCCUAGUUUGGAGGAUAUUUUGAAGGCCCUUGCGUCAAGCUUGUACGUGGCGGCAUCAUCGACUGAUCACGGUGUGCGUAUGGCAAGUUUAUCGUGUAUGUCUGCGCUUCUCAACGUUCAAGAGACUCUCCCGUCCAUCUUGGAUUGGAUGGUACAGACGAGUGACGUCGACCGUGUAAUCCGGGUCGCUCACGUAUCAAUUGCAUGCGGAACAUGGUUACUACGUCACAAUUCGUUUGUCGAAGAGCUUCUGUUGGUGGCGUCACGGCCUGAUGAUCCGUCGCGCUCGCUCUUACGAUUGGAGGCAAUGUCCCUUUUGUCCAAGAUUGCAAAGAACUACUCGCCAGCACUGAGUAUGAACUGGAAGCGACUAUCGGAAUUUAUGCUAGUGGCAUUUCAAGACAUGGAUCCCAACAUACGCCUUCAAGCGGUAAAGAUACUGGAGAAUUACAUCAAGGGCGAGAAUGGAUGUUCUGAUCCCGCUGUAGUUGGAAGUAGACACGAGAAGGAUGCUUGCCGUGUCGACUGUUUGGAGUUUAUGGCGACGCACUUGGUGCGAGCAUUUUACGAUACAUCGCAUCAUGUUCGUGCAAGUGUCUGCGCAUGCUUCACGCUAUUGUCAUGUCGAGACUGGGCUUGGCUUGGUGAAAAGAGGCAGUCCCGACGUCUUCCAGUACUGGCAGCCAAAAGUGGAGGGUAUCAUGGAUCGGGGCCGAACGUGUCGUGCCUGGACUCGUACACUCGAAUAUUCCUGCAAACUCCGAAGGAUAGCUCUCCAGUUGUACGGGCUGCAGGGUUCCGGCUGCUUGGUUCGUUAUGCCUUGCUCCGACUUUCAAGACGCGCGGAUUUGCCUCUAAUGUGGUGAGUUUAGCAGUGGAAGCGCUUGGCGACUCGACCUUAAAUGUGCGUGUUCGGGCUGCAUGGGCGCUGGGCAACGUUUGCACCACCCCUGGCCCAGAGUCCGUCACAGAAAGCGGUGGUCCUGUACUACAUCAACCGGCGACGUUCGCGGCAAGGGUGGACCCUUCGAUGGCGUCUCUUCGGCUCCCUCCGCAGGUGCUGUACGAACUACUUCCGGAGAAGCAGCUGCGCCUUGUGGUUGAGAAGAUGUUGAUCUACAUCAACGAUAACGACAAGGUGGCUUCAAGUGUGGCGCGUACAUUGGGACUCGUGUGUCGCUGGAUUAGCUUCACACCUUUCCGGCGCACUCUUUCUGGAAAGAGCCUUGCCUCACUGGACGAUUUGUUGAGACAAGCGAUGGCUGUGCUUUCUGGAAAGAUCAACGCAGGCUCACCUAAAGUUAGGUGGAAUGCAUGUCAUGCCAUUGCUAAGGUUCUGCUGUGUCCAAGCUUGCCACUAGCGUCGGCGACGUGGGCGCCUUCUGUGUUUCAGGCACUACUGACCGCCAUUGCACAGCAGGAGAAUUUCAAGGUGCGCAUUAGUGCUGCUACAGCGUUGCGGGUAUCUCAAAGCCGUAGUGCGUUCGGUUCUUUUUUCCAGUUGGCGCUUCAAGCCACGAUGGAUGCGCUGGAGACGGCAUCGGACUUGAAGGAUGUGACUGAGUUUCGAUACAAGGAGCAAUUGGAGACACAGCUAUCCUUCACGUUGGUGCAUCUGGUCCACAUUGCCACGGAAGAAGACGACCCCCUCAUAUUGCAAGCGUUUAAAUCCAAGCCACGUGGGUUCCUGUACGACUGGCUGCUGCACAAUCUCCACCGCAUGAUAGCGGCAAUUGAACGGGAGAGUGAAGCAGUCGCUAGCGUGGGCACGGACGCUGGAGAUGCUGUUGAAGAAGGCAGAGCUGGAGGAGCUGGUGAUGCGCACGACGUCAACCCUAUCAAGAAAGAAGAAUUGCUAUCUGCUGUGCGUUCACUGCUGCGCAUCUUGGAGCGCCUGAACACGGACAAGGCAUACGCGACCAGCUGCGUUUCGCUUCUGUACGAUACGAAAAUUGGGCUGGAGCACGAUGUACUAUAUUCGGACGAGGACAUUCCCUUUGAGCUAUGA